Messenger RNA from Leptopilina boulardi, 1906 nucleotides. RefSeq lists its product as uncharacterized. The transcript is spliced from 3 exons. The coding region runs from base 221 to 1756 and encodes 511 amino acids. NCBI's taxonomy places the organism in Eukaryota, Metazoa, Arthropoda, Insecta, Hymenoptera, Figitidae. The record is from RefSeq and is a predicted model, not a curated record.
AUGUGGAUAAGACUUGAAGAACUGAUUAGUUCAUUAUCAGAGGUGCUAGUGUGAGCACUCUCAAAUUUCCGGCAGCUAUUGCAAAAAUUUUACAUUUUCAAAAAAAAUAAAUAAAUUUUUUUUCUCUUAUGUUUUUGUUCAGUUAAAUUUUAUUAAAAAAAAUUUAAUUUACAUUUGAUUAAUUUCAAUAUUCAUAAGUGUUUUUUUUUUAUUCAACAACAUGACGUUAAAACAAAAAUUACUUUUUGGCAUUUUAUUAUUCACACUAUUUAAUCAAGGUUACUGUUUAACAUGUAAAGUCUGUAUAAUCGAUAGUAAUGGAAAAUGUGUUGAGAGAGAUGAAGUUUGUUUAGUUCCUUCAAUAACCACUACCGCACCUUCUACUCCGGCACCUACUACUCCGGCACCUACUACUCCGGCACCUACUACUCCGGCCCCUACUACUCCGGCCCCUACUACUCCGGCACCUGCUACUCCGGCACCUGCUACUCCGGCACCUGCUACUCCGGCACCUGCUACUCCGGCACCUGCUACUCCGGCACCUGCUACUCCGGCACCUGCUACUCCGGCACCUGCUACACCGGCACCUGCUACACCGGCACCUGCUACACCGGCACCUGCUACACCGGCACCUGCUACACCGGCACCUGCUACACCGGCACCUGCUACACCGGCACCUGCUACACCGGCACCUGCUACACCGGCACCUGCUACACCGGCACCUGCUACACCGGCACCUGCUACACCGGCACCUGCUACUCCGGCACCUGCUACUCCGGCACCUGCUACUCCGGCACCUGCUACUCCGGCACCUGCUACUCCGGCACCUGCUACUCCGGCACCUGCUACUCCGGCACCUGCUACUCCGGCACCUGCUACUCCGGCACCUGCUACUCCGGCACCUACUACUCCGGCACCUGCUACUCCGGCACCUGCUACUCCGGCACCUGCUACUCCGGCACCUGCUACUCCGGCACCUGCUACUCCGGCACCUGCUACUCCGGCACCUGCUACUCCGGCACCUACUACUCCGGCACCUACUACUCCGGCACUUACUACUCCGGCACUUACUACUCCGGCACUUACUACUCCGGCACCUGCUACUCCGGCACCUACUACUGCGGCACCUACUACUCCGGCACUUACUACUCCGGCACUUACUACUCCGGCACUUACUACUCCGGCACCUACUACUCCGGCACCUACUACUCCGGAACUUACUACUCCGGCACUUACUACUCCGGCACUUACUACUCCGGCACCUGCUACUCCGGCACCUACUACUCCGGCACUUACUACUCCGGCACUUACUACUCCGGCACUUACUACUCCGGCACCUGCUACUCCGGCACCUACUACUCCGGCCCCUGCUACUCCGGCACCUGCUACUCAGGCACCUGGUACUCCGGCCCCUGCUACUCAGGCACCUGCUACUCCGGUACCUGCUACUGCUGGACCAGUCAAAUCGUUGUUAAACAAAGUUGCCUCUCCAUUGACAGUUUUAAGUCGUCAAAAUCGUUUUGUUCGAUCAUUAUCUCGGGCAAAGGAUGGUUUUACUUGUUACACAAUUUUCGAUAAAGAAGACAGUAAGAAAGUUUUAGAAAAAGGAUGUUCACUAGAAAAGGAAUCAAAAUGUAACGAGUCAAAUAAAGAUACGUGUAAGGAGUGCGAUGAUGAUAAAUGUAACUCCUCUGAAUCUAUAAUGAAGAUUAGUCUUAUCACGAUUCUAGUCCCACUUUUGUUAAUUGUUAUUUAAUUAUAUAUAUAAAUUAUAUAAAACUGCAAAUCAAAUCAUUUUUUUAAUACAAAAUAUUUUCUACAUCGUAUAAAAAAAACUAUUUUCAUUACUUCCAUUAAACUGAAUUUGAAAAUAAAAAUAAAACUAAAAUAGAUCCUCGAAAUUCAA